AUGAACGGCCACGCAAUGAACGGCAACAGCCACACCUUCGACGUCAUUAUUGUCGGCGCAGGCAUCUCCGGCAUCAACGCCGCCUACCGCGUCCAAGACCAACUCCCUGGCACCUGCUACGCCCUCCUCGAAGCCCGCGACGACCUCGGCGGCACCUGGGAUUUAUUCAAGUACCCGGGUAUUCGCUCCGACAGCGAUCUGUUUACCUUCGGCUUCGCAUUCAACCCCUGGAACAGAAGCAAUCCAAUCGCAGAGGGUUCCGCCAUCAAGUCGUAUGUCCGCGAGACGGCUGAGAAAUUCGGUAUUGAUCGCAACAUUCGCUUCAGACAUAAACUGCAGUCCGCGGACUGGAGCUCUGACGAAAAUGUCUGGAACCUGAAUGUUGAUGCGGACGGUACGGCCACGACCUUCAAGGCCCGCUUCGUAAUUUUUGGCACUGGGUACUAUAAUUACCACAACCCCCUGCAAGCCAACAUCCCGCAUAUCGAAGACUUCCAGGGUAAAAUUGUGCACCCGCAAUUCUGGCCCGAAGAUUUGGAUUACACAGGCAAGAAAAUCGUGAUUAUCGGCUCCGGCGCUACGGCCAUUACGCUGCUUCCCAACCUCGCGGAGAAAGCCGAGCGCGUGACGAUGCUCCAGCGCUCACCCACAUACAUUCUCUCCCUCCCGAAUCGGAGUAGCUCCCGUUGGCUCGCCUACCUCCUCCCCUCAUCGCUGUACCAGAAAUUGCAGCGCUUCAUCUGGAUCUACACCUCCCGCAUCUUCUUCCUAUUCUGCCAGCGGUUCCCCGGUUUCGCGCGCUGGAUUCUAAAGCUGAAUGUCAGCCGUCAGCUGCCGUCGCACGUCUCGCACGAUCCCCACUUCAAACCGCGGUAUAACCCCUGGGACCAGCGACUGUGCGUGUGUCCGGAUGGGGAUUUCUUCCAGAGUUUGAGACGGGGGAAGGCGGAUGUUCGGACUGAUACUAUUAAGACGGUUACGAAGCGGGGAAUUACGUUAAAUUCGGGCGAAGAGCUCGAUGCGGAUAUCAUCAUCACUGCGACGGGGCUGCAGUUGCAGAUUGCGGGUGGCUCGAAGCUCUCCGUCGACGGAAAGAAAAUCGAGAUCGGAUCAAAGUACCUCUGGAACGGUGUUAUGUUGCAGGAUCUGCCAAAUGCGAGCUUUGUGAUUGGGUACACGAAUGCGUCGUGGACGCUUGGUGCUGAUGCCACUGCGCAGUUUAUUACGCGAUUGCUCAAAAGCAUGGAAGAGCGGAAGUUGGCUGCUGCCACGCCGCGCAUGAAGGAGGGUGAGGCGGAGAGUCUGGAGGAGCGGCCCCUGUUGAAUCUCAAUUCGACGUAUGUUACUGUUGCCUCGAAGCAUUUGCCGCUCGCUGCCGAUAAGGGGCCUUGGCAGCCGCGUGAUCAUUAUAUGAAGGAUAUCAAGUUUGCGGUUAAUGGGGAUUUGGAGACGGGAAUGGAGUAUGUGAGGGGAGAUGUGCAUUUGAGGGCAAAGAGUGAUUAG
Messenger RNA from Penicillium argentinense, 1503 nucleotides. RefSeq names its product flavin-containing monooxygenase. NCBI's taxonomy places the organism in Eukaryota, Fungi, Ascomycota, Eurotiomycetes, Eurotiales, Aspergillaceae. Gene Ontology annotation, molecular function: N,N-dimethylaniline monooxygenase activity; flavin adenine dinucleotide binding; NADP binding. The transcript has a single exon. The coding region runs from base 1 to 1503 and encodes 500 amino acids. The record is from RefSeq and is a predicted model, not a curated record.